AUCGUGUUUCGGACUUUACUAUUUUACCAAGCACAGCUGUUGCAAAGCUUCGUCUCCUCUGCGCUCUUGUGGGUCAGCCGGUCGGCCAUUAGAACGAUAGGCACAAAGGAUUUCUCCUUGUAUUUGAUUGUCCGGUUAUAACUGUGAUAAUUAUAAUUAAGCGCGUUUUGGAGGCAUUGUAAAUUGUAAAUAUUUCCGCCCACACGACAUGGACCAAACUAAUCCACAUUAUCAGCUAAUCGAUUUAUCAGUCGAUAGUGUGCACGUAGCGAGCUAGUCCUCGUAAUAUUUUAAAUAAUUUAGCACCCACUCGGUGUAAAACCGAGUUGAAGUCGGUCUCAGAUUCCAAUUGAUUUUCUCAACAGCCUCGCUUUCCCCCCAGCGCGCUAGCUCUCCUCCGAAACAUCCAAAUCUCAACGUUACUGCGGUGUUUGCAUUUUAUCAGCUACGUUGUUUAUUGAUUGCAGCUAUUAGAAGCCGUGGAAACGCGAUGCUGUGUAGCAUUUCAUGAAAACUGAAAAUUCCUAGGUCACGUGCAUUAUGCGGGAAAAACGGUGCUCCCGUCGCUGUUAAUAGACUAUUAUUCACACGCAAAUCAUGCGAGAUAGCUCGACUGGGAUCCCAGACGUCCGAGUAGCCCCUGUUGUACACGCACGUGGAAAUUGUUUACACGAUGACAGCAACAGGAGAUAACAAAAGUGGGCUUGGUUGUGACGGACGUCUAGUGCAUGACAUGAUCCCAAAGUUUGAUUUCAGCCUCAAGAGGAGGGUCAUUUUGAUAGGCGGCCUCCAUGGGGCCUUUUUGGGGUACGGGAUGUUUGAGGCCAUCCGCAAGAUCAUUGAAGAAGAGAGGCCCCUGACCCCAGGAGAUGUGGCCUAUUUGCUCAUACACCUCCUGUCGCACCUCUUCCUAAUAGGAACCUUAGUUGCGGGCGCUCUUUUUGGCAAUGCACUGUUACUGCUACCCUGGUUGGUGGCCAUUUUUCCCGUUUUUGCGAUACUUUCCUAUUUCAUAAUAAUAUUUUCCACCUUAAGUUACGUUUCUCAGUUUUUAUUCAACAUUUUUUUCAUAAGUGUCAAUUGGUAUUUGUGGUUUACCGUGUAUCAGUACUUCCGACAAUGUAAAAACCCAAAUCACAGAAGAGAAAAUAAUUAUAAACUGUUAAGUGGACCUUGAUUCCUCAAGGGGGAUCGCCUUUAGAUCUUUAAUACAAAUUAGACGUGCCUAAACAGACUGUGAUCACCGACAAUAUGUACAAGUAUUAAAUAGUUUUAGUAACGUAGGUUUAUUUAAUAAAGUAUUUACGUACGUCUUUCAUUCUUCCCUGUUUCCCUUCGAUGUAAGUUGCCAGUGUUACGUAAUUUAGUAACAAACACUUGGUUGCAUACGAAUUACAGAGUUCUUCAUCAGACUCGUAAAAAUGGGUGAAUCACUUCGUACAUACGUAAAUUGUAAACAAUCAUGUUCGUUCGUUAAGUACGUGUGAAUGGCCAGAAUUAAUGUAAAAUGUCGGCAAAAAUAAUUCCAGUGCCCAAAACCUCUAUAAAGCGCCUUCAAGUCUCGUCUUUCUGGAGCAAGUACUUCCCCACUGACCCAGAAACGUGUAACUUAAGAAUGACGGUUACUGGUUUGGUUCUGUCAUUUUUAGCAGUGGCUGUUAUUUUCGACAAAUUCGGUGAUUUGCGUGUUUUUGACUCAAUUGGAGUUUUCCUAGUUUGUGGAUACAUUGUACUAGUUGCGUGGGUUAGCUAUGAGUUCUACAAUGGUUUAAAAAUUGCCGAUCCGAGGCGAUAUACCACAUGGAUUAUCGUCAAGGUGUUUGAAAUUUUUUUGAUAGUAGCUUCUUGUGUAUAUGGGAUUUAUGAUGGUUCUUUGCCGGUGAUACUUGUCUUCGGUGUCAUCGUUUUAAUGCUUGAUGGUUUUCUUACUUUUGUCGUCCUCAAAUUAUGGCAAAGGCAAUUGGAUCGACAAGGGACCUACACUAGUAUUAAGAGGAGCAUGACCCACGGUAUAUCCAUGAGGGUCUAGUAGUUAGUUUUAAAACCAUUUUGUAAUAAUGACUUUUGUCAACCUAACCCAAUAAAGACGUUUUUGCCACGCUUUGUGUCAUUUACCCUUGUCAGCAUGGUACGUCUGAUUGAGUACAAAAUCCUCCUAUUCACGGUUUCCGUUACGUCUUUGACAGUUUGUUCUUUAGUAAUUUCAAUUGGAGGUCUUGAGAUCUACGUGGACCUAAAGAAUCUUAGUGCAGGUGACGGUUCUGCCUCCUUCAUGACGCAUAAACUAGUCUCGUUUGCGAUUCUCUGCACUGCAAAUAUUUUAAUCUUUGUAAAUAUGGCAUACAUGUCAGUUCAUGCUUUACGUGCGGAAAGGUACAACUGGUACGUCAGUUGCCACUACUUUUUAUACAUUGUGUGUGAAUUAGCCUCUGCUUUAGUCAUUUUUACCGAAUUUGAUGAAUUUUACCAUCCGAUAGGAUUAGCGAGCUUGGUCGCUGUACAGUUUGUAUUGUUAUUUAUGAUCACCUGUUUUGCUGAGUUGAUUUUUGACAGAGUUGAGGAUCUGCUUGCCGAAGAAAAUGAGAGUCUACUUCAUAAAAGAACCGUAGCUACUAUCAGAAGACGCACCAAAAAGCGUAUGCCGUGUGUUAGGAUCGACUUGCAUAACACCAAAGGUGCCGGUACUUCUCGUCAAGCAAAAUUUAAUGUCUCGACAUUUUAUUAACAGCUUAAUAAAGAUUGAUAA
Tribolium castaneum (red flour beetle) is the source of this 2746-nucleotide messenger RNA. RefSeq lists its product as uncharacterized. Lineage: Eukaryota; Metazoa; Arthropoda; Insecta; Coleoptera; Tenebrionidae. The coding region runs from base 2126 to 2725 and encodes 199 amino acids. The record is from RefSeq and is a predicted model, not a curated record. The transcript has 12 exons.